Oncorhynchus keta (chum salmon) is the source of this 2575-nucleotide messenger RNA. RefSeq names its product paired box protein Pax-6-like. The coding region runs from base 491 to 1894 and encodes 467 amino acids. NCBI's taxonomy places the organism in Eukaryota, Metazoa, Chordata, Actinopteri, Salmoniformes, Salmonidae. Gene Ontology annotation, molecular function: RNA polymerase II cis-regulatory region sequence-specific DNA binding; DNA-binding transcription factor activity, RNA polymerase II-specific. The transcript has 14 exons. Gene Ontology annotation, biological process: regulation of transcription by RNA polymerase II; anatomical structure development. The record is from RefSeq and is a predicted model, not a curated record.
GAGGGAAAAAGAGCGAGAAGAUUACAGUAUUUUCCCAUGGUCUGAGAAAGUACUUUGUGCUAAUCCAAAACUGCGCUAAUUGAUAGUUUUCCACAUAGCAAUUGCAACUCGUGAAUGUUUCCUGAGUUGUUCCACUGAAUGGAUUUACAUUUAAAUGUUGUUGUUUUUCACUUGUUGAUUUCGAGAAAUGUAUUCUGGAGUCAAGUAACACGAUAACUCAACCACAAGAAAACAACAAGGCGGAUUACAUCUUUCCAAAGAAUGAAAUGAUCCAUAGGUGCUAUUGUUGAGCAUUGUUUCAACAGCUUGAUCUGGGAUCUUCCCAUUGAAUGGAUUGAAGCAGAAGGAAUUGUGGGAUUUCCAUCUCCAUUCAAGAUCACUUGGAACAUAUAUACAAGACAAACUCUUCGCAGGGGCUAUACAGCACUGUGGCUCCGUCUCAUUUGUGCUCAGACUUAUCAACUAGGGCUUUGGCUGCAGUGUACACAGGAUGCCUCAAAAAGAAUACUAUAACCGGGCCACGUGGGAAUCUGGCGUCGCGUCCAUGAUGCAAAACAAGGUGUAUGACUAUAACGAAGGUCACAGCGGAGUGAAUCAGCUUGGCGGAGUGUUCGUCAACGGCAGACCCCUGCCCGACACCACCAGACAGAAAAUAGUCGAGCUUGCUCACAGUGGCGCGCGGCCGUGCGAUAUAUCCAGGAUUCUGCAGACCCAUGGUGAUGCAAAAGUUCAAGUGCUGGACAAUGAAAACGUGUCAAACGGCUGUGUGAGUAAGAUUCUGGGCAGAUACUAUGAAACCGGCUCCAUCAGACCAAGGGCGAUCGGGGGUAGCAAACCAAGAGUAGCAACUCCCGAGGUGGUCGGAAAAAUCGCAGUAUACAAGAGGGAGUGCCCGUCAAUCUUCGCGUGGGAAAUUCGUGACAGACUGCUAUCCGAGGGGGUCUGCACAAACGAUAAUAUACCCAGUGUAAGUUCAUUGAGUGUGUCGUCGAUAAACAGAGUACUGCGCAACCUGGCUAGCGAGAAGCAACAGAUGGGCGCAGAUGGCAUGUAUGAGAAGUUGAGAAUGCUGAACGGUCAGACUGGGACGUGGGGGACCCGCCCGGGCUGGUACCCCGGAACCUCAGUGCCAGGACAGCCCAACCCAGAUGGUUGUCCACAGUCAGACGGUGGAGGUGAGAACACUAACUCAAUAAGUUCGAAUGGAGAAGACUCGGAUGAGACCCAAAUGAGACUUCAGCUCAAAAGAAAAUUGCAGAGGAACCGCACUUCGUUUACACAAGAACAGAUAGAAGCGCUUGAGAAAGAGUUUGAAAGAACUCACUAUCCAGAUGUUUUCGCAAGGGAAAGACUUGCUGCAAAAAUUGACCUCCCAGAGGCCAGAAUACAGGUGUGGUUUUCAAAUAGAAGGGCAAAGUGGAGGAGGGAGGAGAAACUACGGAAUCAAAGACGACAAGCCAGUAACUCUUCCAGUCACAUCCCUAUCAGCAGCAGUUUCAGCACCAGUGUCUACCAGCCCAUCCCACAGACCACAGCACCAGGUUGGAUGUCGUUCUCAUCAGGAUCCAUGUUGGGAAGACCAGACACAGCCCUUACAAACACAUACAGUGCCCUGCCACCUAUGCCAAGCUUCACCAUGGCCAACAACCUGCCUAUGCAAGCCCCUGUGUCCAGCCAGACCUCCUAUUCCUGCAUGCUGCCCACCAGUCCCUCAGUCAACGGACGGAGCUACGACACAUACACCCCUCCUCAUAUGCAGGCACAUAUGAACAGCCAAUCAAUGGCUGGUUCAGGAGGCAACUCAACAGGUCUCAUCUCUCCUGGAGUAUCUGUUCCUGUUCAAGUCCCAGGCAGUGAUGCAGACAUGUCCCAGUACUGGCCCAGGCUACAGUAAAGACUUUCAACGUGUGACUCCUUGGAUAUUGUCUGUCCGGCAGUAUUUUAUUACAGACCUGAGAAAAUACUCUAAAAGAGACUAUUUUGUACUGGGAUUGGGCCAUUCUCUAUCAUCCUUUGGCCACAAAGACUUGAAGAAGAAAAAAAGAGAAAGGACUUCUGUAAAGUGCCCGGUGUAACAUCGUAAAUGGGGGGAAAAAACUAGCUGUUUUCAUCAGUUUCCAACUUAUGUCAUUUUUGGUGUAUUUGUAUAUGGCCAGUUGUAUGUCAUGAUGAAAAAAUAACAACGUGGAUGGACAGUGAAACUGAGUUGGUCCUUGCUUCUGCUGAAAAGAAGAUCAUUUGUGAAGAAUUUUCUUCCAUGAAUAAUUUUUAUCAAUGUAUAUCAAGAAGCUCUCCCAGUCUGUGUGCAGAAUGUGGACUCUGGUGAAACAAGUUUGUAUCAUUCCAGGUACCAGUUGGGUAUGAGACACCUGUUUCUCUAUUCUUUUCUUUUCAAAAGCUUGCUGGCAGAAACAUUGUAAAUGGAAAGCAUUAAACGCUGAAAUGGAGUUUUGGUAGCUAAAAACGGUAGAUUGUGUCUUCGAUAUAAUUCAGUUUGUUAUGUCGAAAUGUAAGUAUUUGUCUUCCCUAGCAGUCUCCCGGAACAAUUUCUAUAAUAAAGUUAAUUUCAUUUAUA